AUGACAAACUCGCACAAUCGUAACGGGCGAAAUGCUGGCAGCGGUAACCAUGCCGAGCGAUACUUCCACAACCACAGCCCGCAGCAGCUGAGCCCGUCGGCACAGCAGCUGCACCACGGUGGUAACAAUGGAAGCACCAGUAAGCAGCAGCAGCAGCAGCAGCGUGGUGGCAACAAUGGUGGAAACGGAGGAGCAGGAGGAAACCGUAGCCAGCGGUCACCGAGCGCGAAUUACUUCCGCAGUAUUUUCUCCUCCUCCAACACAAUACCGAUAGUACAACAGCAGCAGCAGCAGCAAAGGCAGCCAUCGUACUCUCCUACCGGUGGACGAGCAGCAGGAGGCGGUGGUGGUGGUCGCCAUAGCAACAACAGCAGCAGCAGCAGCUCAAACAGCUUUAAUCAACGCUCCAGUCCGAGCAAUCACAGUGGUGGCAGUUUCCCGACGACGAUGAUGUCCUCACCGAUGGGGGCUGGUGCUGGGCCUGUAUCAGGUUCGCCGCCCAACUUUUCCCACUUUGCUGGCAGCAAGUGCUACGACGCACCCGCACCCACCGCGCUGCCGAAACCACCCGUGCACUGGACAACCGUUGGUGGUGGUACUAACAGCAGCAGCAGCAGCAGUAACGUUAGCAGUUCCUUCUCGUCAAUGAUGAAGAUGGCAGGCGGUUCGUCCGUUUCGUCCACAGUGACCGGUAAUGGCAGCAACAAAAAGGGGGCGGCAGGUUCCUCCUCCACCAACGGGGCACUACUAAAGCAGCAGCAGUUUCAUCCACAGCAACCGCGGCUCCGAACGAAGGCGAUGAAGUCGUGUGCAUCGGCAGCGGCCAAGGCAAGCAAUCGUCAUGCCGCCGCCUUCACGCACAACCUGAAAACGAUUCUCAACGUGCAGGCUUAA
Messenger RNA from Anopheles marshallii, 894 nucleotides. RefSeq lists its product as uncharacterized. Bases 1 to 894 code for a protein of 297 amino acids. Gene Ontology annotation, cellular component: nucleus. The record is from RefSeq and is a predicted model, not a curated record. Lineage: Eukaryota; Metazoa; Arthropoda; Insecta; Diptera; Culicidae. The transcript has a single exon.